AUGCCUCCCCGAGGAGCGAACGCCCACAGAAAUGAUAAUGAGCGACCCCAGCCUGUUGAUCCCUUGAAUGAGACAGUGUCUCAUGCUGAGUUUCGGGUGGCCUUUCAAGCGUUAGCCCAAGCAGUCACCGUUAAUGUUUGGUCCAAUAAUCAGGCCGCAAUUGCAAAUCAGCAGGGAGGUGCGGUAGCCACGGUUAGGACUCAUGAUUUCAUGCGGAUGAAUCUGCCAGAGUUUUAUGGGUCUAAAGCUGGCGAAGACCUACAGUUAUACCUUGAGGAGGCUAGUAUGAACAAGUUCAUCAUAGGUAUUUCUGGGUUGGUGCUGAAAGGGUGUAAGACUGCGAUGCUGCAUAGGGAUAUGGAUCUGCCUAGGUUGAUGAUGCAUGCACAGCAGAUAGAGGCGAAUAAGAUUAGAGAGAAUGAUAGAGUGAGGGGUAACACGAGGGCUAGAUUUGAGCAGCAUGUGUAUAGUCAGCCUAGGUUCUAUGAAGGGAACCACCCUCAGUUUCAGAGACGUCCGUCUAUUCCAGCGCCUUCAUCAGCUAGUGCUCUCGCACCUAGGGGCAGGCAGGAGCAAGGGAACAAUGCACCAGCUCCUGUAUCUCGUCUCGCCCAUGCUCAAGGCGCUUCAUCUAGCACUGCUGGUGGUCAGCGACAGAACAGAUUCUAUGCCUUACCGUUCAGUUAG
Capsicum annuum is the source of this 687-nucleotide messenger RNA. RefSeq lists its product as uncharacterized. Lineage: Eukaryota; Viridiplantae; Streptophyta; Magnoliopsida; Solanales; Solanaceae. The transcript has 3 exons. Bases 1 to 687 code for a protein of 228 amino acids. The record is from RefSeq and is a predicted model, not a curated record.